GAGUCCAUGUAUGUAAGCUAGCCUAGCGUCACCUGUGACACACGCUCAUUUUCACACGGCUCUAUCCACAGCAAACUCUCGCAGAGGCGUUUUCCCCAUCUUCCGCUCGAUAACAACUUGAAGCUGAAGGUCAAGGUGGAGGCCGUUAUUUGAUGUGAAAGGGUGUAGAUCUGUGCGCCUACAGAGAGAGCGAGAGAGAGUCUCCAGCCACACAAGAUGGAGUGCCAGUGGAAACCCGACGAGCAGGGACUUCAGCAGAUCUUACAGCUGCUCAAGGAAUCACAGUCCCCCGACACAUCCACGCAACGAUCCGUCCAACAAAAACUUGAGCAGCUCAAUCAAUACCCGGACUUCAACAACUACCUGAUAUUUGUGCUCACAAAGCUAAAGACAGAAGAUGAGGCCACUCGUUCUCUCAGUGGUCUCAUUUUGAAGAACAACGUUAAGGCCCAUUACCAGAACUUCCCAAACGGUGUGUCUGACUUCAUCAAAAAUGAGUGCCUGCAAAACAUUGGAGACUCCUCACCGCUCAUUAGAGCCACAGUGGGUAUUCUGAUCACAACUAUAGCUUCUAAAGGGGAGUUACAGAACUGGCCGGAGCUUCUACCUAAACUUUGUUUACAGCUGGACUCAGAGGACUAUAAUACUUGUGAAGGGGCUUUUGGAGCUCUGCAGAAGAUCUGUGAGGACUCCGCUGAGAUCCUGGACAGUGACAUGCUGGACCGACCACUCAACGUGAUGAUCCCCAAGUUUCUGCAGUUCUUCAAGCACAGUAGCCCCAAGAUCAGGUCUCAUGCCAUUGCCUGUGUGAACCAGUUCAUCAUCAGCAGAACACAGGCCCUGAUGUUGCACAUAGAUCCUUUCAUUGAGAACCUGUUUGCACUGGCAGGUGAUGAGGAGCCUGAAGUGAGGAAGAAUGUGUGUAGAGCUUUAGUCAUGCUCUUGGAAGUCAGAUUAGACCGUCUCCUUCCUCACAUGCACAACAUCAUUGAGUACAUGUUGCAGAGGACACAAGAUCAGGAUGAAAAUGUCGCUCUGGAGGCCUGUGAAUUUUGGCUCACACUUGCCGAGCAGCCUGUGUGUAAGGAGGUUCUGUGUGGACACCUGCCUAAAUUGACACCCGUUCUUGUGAAUGGAAUGAAGUACUCUGAGAUUGACAUAAUCCUGUUGAAGGGUGAUGUUGAGGAGGAUGAAGCAAUCCCGGACAAUGAGCAGGACAUUCGCCCCAGGUUCCAUCGCUCACGCACUGUGGCCCAACAACACGAGGGGGGAGACUCCAUUGAGGAAGAUGAUGAUGAAGAUGAUUUGGAUGAUGAUGAAACCAUCUCAGAUUGGAACUUGAGGAAAUGUUCUGCAGCUGCACUAGAUGUCCUGGCGAAUGUUUUCAGAGAUGAUUUGCUUUUGCAUAUUCUUCCUUUACUGAAAGAACUACUGUUCCAUCCAGAGUGGCUUAUUAAAGAGUCUGGCAUACUUGUACUGGGAGCCAUAGCUGAAGGCUGUAUGCAGGGGAUGAUCCCCUACUUGCCAGAGUUGAUUCCUCAUUUGGUACAGUGUCUGUCUGAUAAGAAGGCGCUGGUUCGAUCCAUCACUUGCUGGACUCUAAGCCGCUACACACACUGGGUUGUUAGCCAGCCCCCCGAUAUCUACCUCAAACCGCUCAUGACCGAACUGCUAAAACGGAUACUCGACAGCAACAAGCGUGUCCAAGAGGCCGCCUGCAGUGCCUUUGCUACCCUGGAAGAGGAGGCUUGCACUGAGCUGGUUCCAUACCUUGCUUAUAUUUUGGACACGUUGGUUUUUGCUUUUGGUAAAUACCAGCACAAGAACCUUCUCAUCCUCUAUGAUGCCAUUGGGACUCUGGCUGACUCUGUGGGCCACCAUCUCAACAAACCAGUAAUUGCACACAUGUCAAUGUGUGUACCUGAUAAUGAUUUAAAGAUCUUCAUCAUCAUUCUCUGUUCAAUCCUCUUUCAGUGUCUCUCAUCUGUGGCCACCGCCCUGCAGAGCGGCUUCCUGCCAUACUGUGAACCUGUCUACCAACGCUGUGUCAACCUGGUCCAGAAAACACUCGCCCAGGCCGUGCUCCACCAGACUCAGCCUGAGUUUUAUGAAGCUCCUGAUAAAGAUUUCAUGAUUGUGGCUCUGGAUCUGCUCAGCGGGUUAGCAGAGGGUCUUGGAGGGAACAUUGAACAGCUAGUUGCCCGUAGCAACAUUCUCACUCUCAUGUACCAGUGCAUGCAGGAUAAAAUGCCAGAGGUUCGGCAGAGUUCUUUUGCUCUGUUGGGAGAUCUGACCAAAGCCUGCUUCCAGCAUGUUAAACCUUGCAUCGCUAACCUCAUGCCUAUCCUAGGCACAAACUUGAACCCAGAGUUGAUAUCAGUCUGCAACAAUGCAACAUGGGCCAUUGGAGAAAUAUCCAUUCAAAUGGGUUCUGAGAUGCAGCCGUAUGUACCGAUGGUUUUACAGCAGCUUGUGGAGAUCAUAAACAGACCCAACACACCCAAGACACUUCUGGAGAAUACAGCAAUAACAAUUGGUCGUCUUGGUUACGUUUGUCCUCAAGAGGUGGCACCCAUGCUACAGCAGUUUAUAAGACCCUGGUGCACCUCUCUGCGCAAUAUAAGAGACAAUGAAGAAAAAGACUCUGCGUUCAGAGGAAUCUGCACCAUGAUCACGGUCAACCCUGGUGGUGUGGUGCAGUGUUGCACUCCUGACGUAGGAAAGUGCCUGGAGACAAGCUCUGAAAGCUUCUAA
Sinocyclocheilus rhinocerous is the source of this 2754-nucleotide messenger RNA. It is a transcript of the gene tnpo1, whose product is annotated as transportin 1. The coding region runs from base 217 to 2754 and encodes 845 amino acids. Gene Ontology annotation, molecular function: small GTPase binding. The record is from RefSeq and is a predicted model, not a curated record. Gene Ontology annotation, biological process: protein import into nucleus. The transcript has 21 exons. Lineage: Eukaryota; Metazoa; Chordata; Actinopteri; Cypriniformes; Cyprinidae.